Molecule: messenger RNA, 2743 nt
Organism: Paramecium pentaurelia
Lineage: Eukaryota; Ciliophora; Oligohymenophorea; Peniculida; Parameciidae
Source: the annotation of a GenBank genome assembly
UAAUGCAAAAUAAUCCAUAUCCUACUUCAGAGCUCAAAAUAGAUGAACAAACAUUCAAAUAUUACAAUUUGGUUGAAUUAUUUGGUGAGAAAGUAACAAGAUUGCCAUACUCAAUAAGAAUAUUAUUAGAGUAAGCAGUCAGAAAUUGUGAUGGAUUCAAUGUUUAAAAGGAAGAUGUUGAAAGAAUAUUAAAUUGGGAAGAAACAUCUAAAUUAGACAAAGAAGUGGCCUUCAAACCUGCAAGAGUAAUAUUAUAAGAUUUUACAGGUAUUGAAUUUCAUAUAUUUUCUUAGGUGUUCCUUUAGUAGUUGACUUGGCAGCAAUGAGAUCAUAAGCUCAAGUUAUGGGUAAAGAUCCUCAAUUAAUUAAUCCUUUGUGCCCUGUAGAUUUAGUGAUUGACCAUUCUGUACAAGUGGAUUUUCAUGGAAAUAAAGAUGCUAGAGAAUAAAAUGAAUAGACAGAAUUUGAAAGAAAUUUAGAGAGAUUUAGAUUUUUGAAAUGGGGAAGUUCAGCUUUUAAGAAUUUUGAAAUUGUACCACCAGGAAGUGGAAUUGUACAUUAGGUGAAUUUGGAAUACUUAGCAAGAGUUGUAUUUGAGAAGGAUAAUCUAUUAUAUCCAGACUCAGUAGUAGGAACAGACUCUCAUACAACAAUGAUUAAUGGUUUAGGUGUCUUAGGUUGGGGAGUAGGUGGAAUAGAAGCUGAAGCAAAUAUGUUAGGUGAAUGUACUAGCAUGGUACUUCCUUAAGUAGUAGGAUUUAAAUUAACAGGAUAAUUGAGUGCUCAUAUUUCAGCAACAGAUUUAGUCUUGACUUGCACAGAGAUGUUAAGAAAGAAAAAAGGUAUAUAUAAAUAUAUUAAUAAAAAAGUUGUGGGAAAAUUCGUAGAGUUUUAUGGACCAGGUGUAUCAACAUUAUCUUUAGCUGAUAGAGCAACUGUGUCUAAUAUGGCACCUGAAUAUGGAGCAACUAUGGGUUUCUUCCCAGUUGAUAACAAAACAAUUGAUUAUUUAAAAUAAACAGGAAGAAGUGAAGAGAAAUGCAACUUAAUAACUUAAUAUUUGAAAGCAGCACAUUUAUUUUAUGAGGAAAGUUAAACAACUUUUAGUGACACUUUAGAAUUAGAUUUAUCAACUAUUCAACCUUGUGUUGCUGGUCCAAAGAGACCAUAAGAUAGAGUUACAUUAAAUUAAUUGAAAUAAGAGUUUUCUUAAGGAUUGACAGCUCCUGUUUCUUUUAAGGGAUUUAAUGUUAAAGCUACUUAAGAUGUUGAAUUCCAAUAUUAAGGUUAGAAAUAUGGUUUGAAUCAUGGAUCUGUUGUUAUUGCAGCAAUUACAUCAUGCACUAAUACUUCAAAUCCAGGAGUCAUGUUAGCAGCUGGUUUAGUGGCUAAGAAAGCUGUCUAAGCUGGAUUAGCAAUAAGACCAUACAUAAAAACAUCAUUAAGUCCUGGAUCUUAAUGUGUUACAUAAUAUUAUAAGGCAGCUGGAUUAGAUGUGUUUUUGGAUUAAUUAGGUUUCCAUAAUACUGGUUAUGGUUGUAUGACAUGUAUUGGUAAUAGUGGACCAAUUGAUUAAGCUGUAAGUGAAACUGUUUCAAAUAAUGAUUUGGUUGUAGCUGCUGUAUUAUCAGGAAAUAGAAAUUUUGAAGGAAGAGUACAUCCAAUUACAAGAGCUAAUUAUUUGGCUUCACCUCCUUUGGUUGUAGCAUUUGCUUUGGCAGGUAGAGUAGAUAUUGAUUUUGAAAAUGAACCUAUUGGAGUUGUAAAUGGUUAAAAUGUAUUUUUAAAAGACAUUUGGCCAACAAGAGAUGAAAUUAAAUAAUUGGAAGAUUAAGUUGUUUAACCAUAAAUGUUUAUUUAAACUUAUUAAUAAAUAAAAUAAGGAACUAAAAAUUGGAAUGAAUUAUAAGUACCAAAAGAUUAACUUUAUUAAUGGGAUGAAUUAUCUACUUAUAUUCAUCAUCCUCCAUACUUUUAAGGAUUAAAUUUAGAAUUACCAGUUAUUAAUCCAGUGACAAAUGCUUAUUGUUUAGCAGUUUUUGGAGAUUCCAUUACUACAGAUCAUAUUAGUCCAGCUGGUAAUAUUUCAGCAAAUAGUCCUGCUGGUAGAUAUCUUAAAGAAAGAGGAGUUGCUUAAAAAGACUUUAAUACAUAUGGUGCAAGAAGAGGAAAUGAUGAAAUUAUGGUUAGAGGAACAUUUGCAAAUGUUAGAAUCAAGAACAAAAUGUUAUAAGGAAAAGAAUGUCCUAAUACAAUAUAUGUACCUACAAAUGAAGUUAUGGCUAUAUAUGAUGCAGCUGAAAAGUAUUUACAAUCAAAUCAAUAAACUAUUGUAAUUGGAGGUGCUGAAUAUGGAUCUGGUUCAUCUAGAGAUUGGGCAGCUAAAGGACCUUAUCUUUAAGGAGUCAAGGCUGUCAUUGCAAUAUCAUAUGAAAGAAUUCAUAGAAGUAAUCUUGCUGGAAUGGGAGUUCUACCUCUUGAAUUCACAAAUGGAUAAACUGCUGAAUCUUUGGGAUUGACAGGACAUGAACUAUUCACUUUAAAUGUCAAUAAAGAUAACAUUAAAGUAUUUUAUUAAUUUUAAUUUAGGUUAAUCAAAUUGUUGAAGUUGUUGUAAAGAGAUCAGAUGAUACCACUUUCAAUUUUAACACACUCUUGAGAUUGGAUACAGAUGUAGAAAUAGAAUAUUAUAAGCAUGGAGGAAUUUUAUAAUAUGUUUUAAGAAAAAUAUUGAAAUGAGUUU